Messenger RNA from Cherax quadricarinatus, 14407 nucleotides. RefSeq names its product microtubule-associated protein futsch. The record is from RefSeq and is a predicted model, not a curated record. Lineage: Eukaryota; Metazoa; Arthropoda; Malacostraca; Decapoda; Parastacidae.
GUCAUUUUUAGUUAUUUUGCGAGGGACUUACAUCUCUAUGUUCCCUCCACACACAUUGCUUGGUUAAUGAUGCAUAUUUGGCUCCAUCUUUUGUAACACAUAGUGUGUAUUUAGAGAUUUGCGCCUUUAACACAGAGAUGUGAAACAUUUUAUUGAGGGUGAUAGUUCCAGCCGUGCACGAUGGAUCAACUAAUAAGAGAGUUAAGCCACAGGUGCUUACCUGUGAGGCAGUUGAAGAAGCUACUAAAAAAUCAUAUGUCCCAGAAUCAUAUGAAAAAUCAGCAUAAAUGGGUCAAGGUUGCUAAACGUUUAGUCAAUGAGGCUGUAGAUUCUGCAUCAGAAAUACUAUUUGAAAAUGUCUUUAGAAUAACUAAGAUUAAUACAGAGAAGGCAGUGGAGAGAGGGUUAAAAAAUCCACAGUCUGAUGGACUUUUAUACCGUGUCCUCCUAGGAAGCUUGAUCAAGCAUGUCCACUGUGCUGUUGAGAAUUCUGAGUUCUCUGGAUCCGAGAUCACCAGAUUGAUCUCUCUCCUCCUUUCUGCAGUGAUUGACAUGGAAGCUGCUUCUGUCAGAACUGAAGAAGUGCCUGUAGCUGUUUCAAAGAUUUCUACCAACUUCAUUUUAAUGCUUGGUCACUGCCAAGAGCAUAUCCUGGAUACCUUACUGCACUGCAGAACUCUUAUCUUCCAUAAUGAAAGACGUCCGUGGAUAUAUGUACCGUUAAUAAAGAGGCUUCUUUCUUCAGUGAAGAAUGGAAAAACUUUAUCUCCGCAGCUGUACCUGAAGUACGUAUUACUGGCCAAACUGCUGCUCUCCAUGACAAGAAAGGAGGAGGUUAUACAAGUGAAAACACUCAUCAUGAAGGCUGUGAAGAUGCCAGUGACAUUUGGUGACUGGGCCAAUCAAAACAAAAUCCCUUGGCUGAAUCUCGACAGUUAUAACACUCGACUAAUUCUCAAGAGCAUGAAACUCUCAGCCGCUCUUAAGACACUAUACGGUGAUAAGGCACUAGCAUCUGCUCAAGAAACAGAUUCUCAGACCCCAAACAAGAACAACAACAAUUUAUUUCAGACAUCUGAUAAUGUUGUUAAACAAAAUGACUGUGAAAAAAUAUUAAAGAAAAGUAAGGAAACCGUUAAUUCUAAAUUGAAGUCCAAAUUGCCUGCCUUACAAAGUAUUGAAAUUGCUCAAGGUAAACCAAAUUGUAAAGUUGCAGCAAAUAUAGGGAAACGAAUAAGUAACGUUGAUUCUGGAAUGGUUAAGAAAAGAAAUGUGAAGUCACUGAAUAUUUCUCAUUCUUGUAUUCUCAAAAAACAGGAAGAUGUGGAUGAAAGAAAGAUAAAAGUACCUAAUGCAAAUUCACAAAAAUGUUGCCCUUAUGAUGUGAAAAACAAGACUAAUGUGAAUUCACAGAUAUAUUGCAUUAAUGAUGUGAACAACAAGAAAGAAAAAUGUACAAGGAAAGUAGUAUCAGACUUGAACACUAAUGAGGGGCAGCAAGGAGUGAUUAAGGCAAAGAAACACACCAAUGAUAAUUUUAAGGUGAAUAGAAAAAGUAAGCCAAAAAUGGAAGGGAUUUUGGGUUUGAAUAUUGAUGAGCUACAAAUAGUGGUUAAGCCAAAGAAAAAGGAGGAGCUACAUGGUGUGAAAGCAAAAUUGAAAAGCCAAGUGAGUAACACAGAUACUGUUGAGUUAGAGAAUGAUAGAAAUAUGGAAAUAGAAAUGGAUGUAAAUAUUCCAGAGACACAAGUGGUUGCUAAGGCAAAGAAAAAGAAGAAAAUGGUGGGUAUAACAGGAAAUGAGGGCAAACACACCAGCGGCAUGGAUUUUGAGAGAGACAAGAAAGGAAAUGUGAAAGUGGAAAAUUAUUCUUGUUUAAAUGGUCAUGAGGCACAAGAAAAGGUGGUGAAGAUGAAGAAAAGGUUACACGAUACAAAAACAGAUAAAAAUGCAAGCACUGUAGAUAUUUUGGAUAAAAAUAUUAAUGUAAACUUGGAAAAGAAUUUCUAUUUGGACAUUGGUGAGAUGCAGCUUGAAGAGUUAAAGACAAAGAAGAAGAAGAAAACACAGUCUGUUGCGAUGGUAACAAGGGUGAAAAGCACAAAUGACAUAGAUUUUGGGACAGACAAGAAAGCAAGAAAGAAAGUAAAAGAAGACAAAGAGCAAGAAGUGAUGAAAGUACAGAAAAUGAAGAACUUGCAGAAUAUGACAGUAAACAUGGGAAAACACACAAAUGACAAUGACUUUGGCUUAGGCAGGAAAAGCAGCAUGAUAGAGGGAAAAAAUUCUGUUGCAGAGAGUCACAAAGCACAGCAAAAGGUGGCUAAGGCAAAAACAAAUAAAAAGAUAUCUGAUUUUGGAAGAGAAAACACAAAAAAUGUGAUAAAAGAAAAUUUCUGUUUAAAGGGUCAUGAGUUACAGGAAGAAGUGGUAAAGGUAAAGAAAAUGAGAAUAGUGCAUGAAAUGGGAAAAUUUGUUAAUCAUGUGAAUGUUUGGAGAGAGAAGAAAGACAAUGUUAAAGUAGAAAAGAUUUCUUGUUUUGAAAUUCAGAACACUUCACAAGAAGUGGUUAAAACAAAGAAAAGAAAAGAGAUGGCAAAAUUAAAAAAAAGCAAUAUAAGAGUCGGAGAGAUUUCUGGUACAGGUGUUCAUGAGACACAAAAGGUAGUCAUCACAAAGAAAAAGAAAAGUGAUGAAAAUGCUGAAAAUGACAUGAAAGGAAAAGCAAAAGUGGAAAAUAUGACUGAUUUAGACAGUAAUGAAAUGGAUCAGUUUGGAAAAGCAAUGAAAACAGAGCAAUUAGGAAGAACAUUGAAAAGGAAACUAUUACUUGACGCUAAGAAACCUGUAAAACAAUUAAAGUUUUCUUAUGGCUGGGAAGUGUGUGAUAAAAAGGUGAGUACAGGAGUGGAGAAUGUGAUUAAAAUGAAACAGUUGAAAACUUUAGAGAGAGAUUACUUAAAAGAGUAUCCUGAUUCAGUCAAAAAGAAAGGAAAGAUUAAUGUAAAAGAAGAUACAGAGAACAGUUUGGCUGUAAAGAGCAAGUGUAGGAAACAUAAGAAUAUAGAAACUACAGUUAGUAACAAAGAAGCUGGUGUUUUUGCUGAGAACUCAGGUCUUGUAAGUUUAAAUAAAGAAGCAAAUUCAUAUGCUUCAAAUCUUUGUGUGUCAAAGAACAUUUCAGUGGCUGCUGGACAAACAGAAAAAAGUCUAGUUCAGAAUAAGGGCAGCAUUUAUUCAGGACUUAACAUUAGAACCCCUAGUGAUCAAAUACAGCAUUCAAGAACUGCAGUUGUUAAACCCGAAGUGAAAUUUAGUGAUCAGCCAACAAUGGAAACAAAGAUACAUUUUCAAACCAGAGAGAGAAGACUUAAUUGUGAAAGGGGUCUGAUAUAUAGGAAAACAAAGCGUGAAUUAACCAACAUUCGUCAGAGAAAAAGAAGGAAUGCUAUUAAUUUCACAGUCACAAAUUUAGAGCCAAAGAUGCCUCAGAGCCAUUUAAAUAUUAAAUCUGAAUAUACAAAGAAAGAUGAUAAACAGAUUGAAAAGAAUAGGAAGGACACAUCACUGAAAACAAAAACAGUUUCUCCAGCUGUUGCAUAUUCUGUUAAAUUAUCUGAUGAAUUUGAAGGUGACUGUAAAAUUCCUUGUUUGUUACAAAGCUAUGAUAUUGAAGUGCUUGAUGAAUCAGGUACCAAUAUGAGUAAUGCAUUUAAUGAUUUAGGUUUUAGAAGUGAUACAGUUAGUGAAGUGGAUAGAUGUAUGAAAGAAUAUCUGGGUAAAGUGAAAAACUGUGAAGUAGCAGAUGAACUGGGCUUCAAGGAUAGUGACCCUUGGAACUGCUUCAAGUUAAGAGAAAAUCAGAGUGAAAUAAAAAAUGAGUUGGACAGUAGUAGAGCCAUUAGUGACUCUGGUGAUGUUGGUAAAUUGGAAAGUCAGUUGGCAACAGUUACAAUGGAAAAUGAUUGGGUAUCUGACUGUUUUGGUAGUGAAGAGGGGAAAAACUCUGAUACUUUUCUAAGCAAAAAUGAUUUUGGCAAAUUAUUCAACGAGAUUGAUCCAUCUGACAAAAAAGAAAUGAGGUCAAGUGAAGUUGGAGAGGUCAGUGCUGUGGUAACCUCCAAGAAAAAUUCUACUCCAUCUGCUGUGUGCCCUGAAAAUUCUGACUCUGAUAUAGAAAUACUUACGGAAGAAAGUUUAAAGACAUCCAAGUCUUCACUGUCACUUACUUUCCAUGAUGCAUGUGAUGUUGAUGAGGCAUCAGGGUCAGAUAGUGAUAUUGUUCCUUGUGAUGAAGAAACAAAAAUGUUCACUGAUGAAGAGAUCAAAAGUUACCACACCAAGCUUAAGGAUGCUGUAAUACAGAAAAAAGUUGAGGAUAUAUUGAAAGAAGAUGAGAAAGAACUGAAAAUGAAGCUGACAGAGGAUAAAAAAAUGAAUGUCACAAAUACAGAAGGAAGAGAGAAAAAUAAAGACAAAAGCAGGCACCAAGAAACUAUUAAGAAACCAAAGGCGGAUGCUUCUGGUGAUUUAGUCAGCCAGAUGAUAAACAAGCUCUACAAGACUUCUUCGGAGAAGAAAGACGAGGAGUUAAAGGAGCACAGCUGCCAUGAGCCUGACAGUGAAGAUGACAUUGAGAUCAUCUUGCAGACAAUUGUGAAAGAUACUGGAAAGGAAACCAGUAUUCAUGGAUUACGUGAAAGAUUUUCAUCGUCCCUUGCAAUUAUGAAAGAAGAUUCGAGUGAAAGUGUUGAACAAAAUUUGGUUGAAAGUGAAGCACAAAAAACUGAACCACUUAAGAAUGUAAGUGAUUGUAAUGAAGAGAAAGUUCAUGGUCCUAAAGAUUUAGUCAGCCACAUGAGGAACAAGAUCUGCAACAGCUAUCUAGAGGAGGGGAAAAAGGCUUUGAAGAAACAUGUUAGUUAUGGGCCAGACAGUGAAGAUGGCAUCAAGAUAAUCCAGCAGACAAUAGUAAAAGAUAUUGAACAAUUAACGAAUCUUCAUGGAUCACAUAAGAAUGAGUUGUCUAUUACAGUCAAGGAAAUGCCAAGUAAAGCUGUUAUUCAGGAAACAUUAACUACAGGCGAGGUACAAAGAACUGAAAUAAUUGAGAAAUCUCCAAACAGUAAUAAAAAUUUCAAGACCAUUGAAGAACGUGAAAUUUUAGUACCGUUUAAUAAAUAUAGCCAUGAAAAUAAAGAAUUUAUUGAUAAAGUGUAUAAAGACCAAAAAACUGAAAUCAUUAAUAACGAAGACCUGAAAUGUAAAAACCAAGAAACUGAACCCGCUGGUAAAGAAAAAUUAAAACUAAAUGAAGAUAAAGAUAUUGAAUUUCUUGAAGUAAAAAUUUCAAAGGAAAGUAAUGAAGUGUGUGGCUCAAAUGUGAAAUUAGAAACCAAGGAUACUAGACAAACAUCAUCCUGUGUAUCAAAUGAAAUGUUCUUGAAUUCUGGGAUUAGCAAAAAUAAUGCUCGAAUAAUAAACGAUUCUUUUGUACAUGAAACUAAAAUCAAAGGGGUAGAUGACAAUGUAAUUUUGAUGCCUAAAAUUGACUUGCCAGAUAAAGUCAAAUUAACUAAAGAUAAAUUAUCAAGGACAAUGUUCAACAAUAAAGAGGAAAAAUAUAGCAUCAGUCAAAACAAAAAUGUAAAUGUGUGUGAAACGAAUGUGAGAUCAAAUAAUAAUAAUACCGCUAAGACUGAUCUUACAGAAGAAGUACUGAAGAAGGGAAAUUCAGAGGAAACUGACAGUGUUGGUGUUUUAGAAGAAAAUGAAAUAAUAGUAUCUAAUUGUGAAAAUGAUGGAUUUGUUGUUGAUUUUCCAGUUAUGGAACAUCUAAUAAAAAGGGAAGAUUUCCCACAAAAUAGUGUAAAUAUAAACCCAUCAGAAACUACAUUAAAGAAACAAGAAGAAAAUUUGUCUUGUGUUUCAGGUAAAAUAUUUGACUCUAAUGGUGAUAUACAGCUUAAUAAUAGUGAUGAAAGAACCAUGAGUUUUGAGCCUGUUAUAGAAGAAUUUGAUGGAAGACCUGCUGAAGGAACAGAUGAAGCUUAUGAAGCAAGUAGUGAUGCUUCUGAAAAUCCUACACCCAAGGUGAGAAAGAAAACGCGUGCAUUACGAAGAAAUCUUGUUGCUCAUGAAGUUUCACAGGAAGCUUCAGAUUCCGAUGCAUCUACAGUUCAGAGCAGUCGAAGAAGCUGGCUGUCUGAAGUAGCCCUUAUUACGCAUUUAGAACCAAUAGGAAGAGGGAGCAAGGUUUCUCUGGAGACUGGUAAUAGUGUAUGUGAUUUUUCAAAUACCAGUCGUGCUUCUCACACUUCAUCAGAAUCUAUUACUGCUGAAACAGAAAACAUGAUAAGGACUGAUUCAUUUAAUUUAAGGAGCAGUAGUGAAUGCUUUAAAAGUAAUGAAUUGGAUAAUAAACAAAAUAUUUCUGAUGCAGUAAUGCCUGUGACUGAAGUUAGCAGAUCAAAUACACCAUCUUUCAGCUCCACUAGAUCUUCAGAAUCAAUAUCAGAAUUACCAGUGAAUGACAUUGUAAAGGAUAGAAAUAUUGAAUUACUUAAGGUGGAAGAUGCAAGAAAAAGAUCCCCCGGCUCUCCAGUAAGAAGAUCAAGUAGAAUAGCUACCAAGCUGGCAGAUCAGCAGAAGCAACGAUCCGAUAGUACUGUUGAAUUCAGCUGUUCCUCGAUAGCAACACUUGCUGAUGGAUCUACUAAGGAUGCCGACAACACAUGUCUGGACAAUGAAUAUGAAGCUUGUAAUUUUGCAAUGGAAGAAAAAUGUGCAGUAGUUGAAAAUGACUCUAAUCAUCUUUGUUUUGGUUUUGAUGGGUUUUCACCUCCUGUAAGUCCAAGAAGUAAACAGGAUCAGCCAAGAUUUACUAGUGAGGCUGAGAGAAAAUUAACAAGCACCCAAAAUCAUGAGGAAUGUGAAGAUGACUUUGAUGCACAGAAUGUGGAGAGAAUGAGUAAUGUGUUUAGUGGCAUGGUGACUGAAAUGGAUGGUAUAUUAAGAAUUAGUGAAAACAAAAUUGCAAUUGAACAAUUAGAUGAAAGAGAAAAUAAUGUAGAGGACAACGAAAUUUUAGAUGAAAAAAAAAGUGAUACAGAAUAUUUUGAUGAAGAUGGAGAAGAGCUGGAGGUGUUGUCUACAUCAGGGGCUGAAGAAAGUGAAGACGUUUCAUGCUGUCAUUCAGCAAGUGUGGGAGGGAGUAACAGUGACAAAACUGGUAUCUCGACAACUCGAAUAAUGCUGCAGUCUCUGUCACGUCAACCUUCAUGCAAGAGGGGAUCAAAGAAAAGUUUUUCAGAUACAAAAAGGGAUGAUAUCCAUUUAUCCAUACCACAUUUAGAGGUCCACUGUGUUUCAGAGGCAGUCUUGACUAAAGAAGUUCUUAUCAGCCCGGAAGUAAGUGAUGAGGAAUGUGAAUUAGUGUCACCUGGAAUUGUUAACGAUUCUAGCGAGGCAAAAACUUUUUCUUUACCCGAGCAUUUGGCUACUAGCUCUAAAAUGAUUCCUUCCCCGAUAAGCUUAUCAACUUGUGACGCAAAAAAGCAUAGUGGAGGAAUUAGAUCUCCACAGAAGGUGAUACCAGAAGAGCAAGAUGAAAGUACCCUACCUAAUAGCAAAGGUGAAACUGUAGUUAAGAUGUCUGAUGCUCUUAAAACUAAACCUCAGGCUUCCCCAGGUACUGUGUCUUGUUUUAACUCUUAUGACAAAAGUAUCAUCACUGGAAAGUUGCCAAGAGCAAUAGUUCUUGUUCAAAAAAUGUCUUUAUCAAACCAUGAUGUUCCAAAAUCACCAAAAACUUCCAUAGGUAAAACUAGCAGUAGUAAUCUUGAAUCAUCAACACUUCAUUUGUCUACCAAACAUUCUCUGUCUGGUAAGGGUUGCUUACCAGUAGAGAAAAGUUCUCAAGAAAAGUCAACUACUAAAGUAAGUUUAGUAAAGAAAUCUAGUUUUGAAGAUUUUCACAAUAGUGUGAAAGUUGAUAAUGAAACAUCUGCUCACACAUUCCGUUUAAUCAGAAGUAGCAAGUUAGUGGAGGCAUCACCUAUUCCUUUUGAAGUGACUGGAGGGUAUACUGAUCAUGUUAAUUGUUCUCCAGAAAAACUGCUACUUAGAAUUCCUACAGAAGAAAAUGAUAGUGCUUCAAAUAAAUUGAGUUUCAGUGAAGAAUCUGACUUGAAAAAUUCUAAAAGAAGAAGAUAUGAUUCUGAAUCUAAAGUUUUGUUAGAAGAGAUGAUUGUCACUGAAAAAAUGACCUACAAACAUGAUGAAAAUGAAAAAUUAUCCGACAGUUAUUUGAAGCAGCAUAGGGAGGAAGGGAGGAGUGACCUAUCUUCAAGUAAUCAGGACAAAAGUCUUAUUCAUUUUGAAGGCAUAGAAGACAAAUAUGCCCCUAAAAACUCCUUUUCUGACAUUUCUGUUUCAUCAGCAGGGUUGAGGAGAAGUAAGAGAUUGAGGAAAAAUGAAGAGAUACCUUCAUUUGCAGCUAAUGAUAAGGAGACUAUUAGUAAUAGCAUUGCAGCAGCUCAAAAUGAAAAAAAAGCCAGGGAAGAAGAAACCACAGAUGCUGCAAGAAAAAGCAAUUUUAGUACUCCUACUUCAUUGAGGACAGAUGAGCUGCCCUCUGAACUUAGCAACUCACUAGUCACAAGGAAAAGAUCCCACCUGAUGGUCAAGAAGGCAACAUGCGGUGUGACGGAAUGUUUAUCUGCAAUAAACGAGCACCAAAUAUCAGUUGGCCAAGUUAUUAAAAUUGCAUAUCCAACAAUUGGAUCAUUUGCACAGUUAACUUCCACCAGAGAGGGGUCACCCAAAGUCAUGGCUUCUAUGAAAGAAAAAUUGCCAGGUCACUUGUCUUUGACAAAGGUGCCACUGGACAGCUCAUUCACUUGUGAAGCUGAGACAUCAUCUACUGGUGGAAAUGGGCCAGUUGGAACAACAUCAAGCAAACACCAUUUUCACAUGAAGCCACCCCAGUCAACAGCCCAAGUAUGUUCCAAGAAGGAUGAAUCAGCUCUCACUUUGCUUUUGAAGGGUGGAUUACAAGUCACAUCCCCUAAUAUAGUCGGGUCAGCAAUCAAAUCCCCCAUCAAGGCCAGGUCACCAUCCAAAUCCCCCAUCAAGGCCAGGUCACCAUCCAAAUCCCCCAUCAAGGCCAGGUCACCAUCCAAAUCCCCCAUCAAGGUCAGGUCACCAUCCAAAUCCCUCAUCAAGGUCAGGUCAUCAUCCAAAUCCCCCAUCAAGGUCAGGUCAUCAUCCAAAUCCCCCAUCAAGGUCAGGUCAUCAUCCAAAUCCCCCAUCAAGCUCAGGUCAUCAUCCAAAUCCCCCAUCAAGGCCAGGUCACCAUCCAAAUCCCCCAUCAAGGUCAGGUCACCAUCCAAAUCCCCCAUCAAGGUCAGGUCACCAUCCAAAUCCCCCACCAAGGCCAGGUCACCAUCCAAAUCCCCCAUCAAGACCAGGUCACCAUCCAAAUCCCCCACCAAGACCAGGUCACCAUCCAAAUCCCCCACCAAGGCCAGGUCACCAUCCAAAUCCCCCACCAAGGCCAGGUCACCAUCCAAAUCCCCCAUCAAGACCAGGUCACCAUCCAAAUCCCCCAUCAAGGCCAAGUCACCAUCCAAAUCCCCCAUCAAGGCCAGGUCACCUGCCAAAUCCCCCAUCAAGGUCAGGUCACCUACCAAAUCCCCCAUCAAGGUCAGGUCACCAACCAAAUCCCCCAUCAAGGUUAGGUCACCUACCAUAUCCCCCAUUAAAACCAGGUCAUCAGUCAAAUCCCCUGUAGGGACCAGGUCACCAGUCAAACCUUCCAAAAAGAUCAGCUCGCCAGCCAAAUUCUCCAUCAAGGUCAGUACAUUGACCAAAUUCCCCAAGGUCAGAUCAGCUGAAUCUCCCAGGGUGGUCAAGUCACCAGCUGAAUCUCCCAAGGUCAGGUCACCAGCUGAAUCCCCCAAGAAGGUCAGGUCACCAGCUGAAUCUACCAAGGAGGUCAGGUCACCAGCUGAAUCUCCCAAGGUCAGGUUGCCAGCUGAAUCCCCCGAGGAGGUCAGGUCACCAGCUAAAUCCCCCGAGAAGGUCAGGUCACCAGCUGAAUCUACCAAGGAGGUCAGGUCACCAGCUGAAUCUACCAAGGUCAGGUUGCCAGCUGAAUCUCCCAAGGAGGUCAGGUCACCAGCUGAAUCCCCUGAGGUGGUCAGGUCACCAGCUGAAUCCCCCAAGGAGAUUAGGACACCAGUUGAAUCCCUUGAGGAGGUCAGGUCACCAGCUGAAUCCCCCAAGGAAGUCAGGUCACCAGCUGAAUCCCCUGAGGAGGUCCGGCCACCAGCUGAAUCCCCCAAGGAGGUCCGGCCACCAGCUGAAUCCCUCGAGGAGGUCGAGUCACCAGCUGAAUCCUUCGAGGAGGUCAGGUCACCAACUGAAUCCCCCAGGGAGGUCAGAUCACCAGCUGAAUCCCCCAAGGAGGUCAGGUCACCAGCUGAAUCCCCCAGGGAGGUCAGAUCACCAGCUGAAUCCCCCAAGGAGGCCAGGUCACCAGCUGAAUCCCCCAAGGAGGUCAGGUCACCAGCUAAAUCCCCAAAAGUGGUCAGGUCACCAGCUGAAUCCCCAAAGAGAUCCCCCAAGAAGAGCCAGUCACCAGUCAAAACCCCCAAGGAGGUUAUGUUGCCCAAAUCUCCCAAUGUCUGGUCACUAGUACAGUCUUCAAGCAAGAAUGAGCCUUGUCAAAAAUUAUCACUGACAUCCUCCUUGAGUAAGAAUGAAUCGCAAAUCAAGUCUUUCUGCAGGACACCAGCUAAAUCAUCUCCCAGUCCAAAGAUGCCUCUAGCCAAGUCAUCCUCAGAGGAGAAUGAAGAACUUUCUACGUCAUCCUUUAUAAAGAAUGAGGCAGUCUUCAGGCAGUGUUUGAGCAAGAUUGAAUCGCCACCAUCCAUAAUACAUUCCAACUCCGAAUCUCCCACCGGAUCCUCCAUGACCAUGGAUGAUUCAUCAGUUAAUAUGCACACAAGAGUGAAUGAAACGCCUUCCAGGUCAUCUGUAAAUGUAAUAGAGUCACCCUCCCAGUCACGUUUAAACAAAAAUGACUUGCCAGCCUCCAGUAAAUCAUCUGCAAGUUUGCCUGAUCAUGAAAAGAAUGAGCCAAGUUAUGAAGGUGCAGCAGUGGUAACUGGAGUACAUUUCUUGCGACGACGCAAAGUGAUGUAUUUGAUGAACUGAAGACUCGGUGUGAAAUGAAGCUAUACAGUAAUCUUUAGUGAAGGGAUAUUAGAUUGACUAGUUUGUUUUAGCUUGUUUGGCAUGGAUACUAGGACUAAUUAAGAAACUGGUAUUGAAAGUUAGUUUGCGUAAUUUUGAUGGACAUCGGCCUUGUACUUAAGUCUGGGUAAAUAGAUCGAAGGUUUUCUUUUGUUGUAUAUUUAUUCAUACUUAGUGUAUGAAUUUCUGGUGAAGCAUUACUUACUGUCAGUGGAUUUUGUUAUUUAAUUUUUUGGUCUGUACAUAUAGAGAAACAUUGAUUUUUGUAUGUUCAGACAGUCAAGUAUGUACAUACAGUAGUGUAUUUACUGUAGUUGUGGAAAACAAUUUAUUUGUAAGGAGAGUAAUAUUUGGAUCAUGAUGACAAAUAUACAUUAUAUAUUUUAUAAAUCCCCCAGAACACAGAAUAAUUAGUUUAGAAUAAGAAGCAGAAGUAGCACAAAUAGUUUUUAUAAUCAUUAAAUUUUUGCAGAAUCGUAUAUUAGUACUAUGUACUGUAUUUGCAGUAUCAAACAUGAACUUUUAAAGAUCAGAGUCUGUUUUAUAUAUUUCUUACAUUGGAUAUAUUGUAGCUUUGAAGAUAUUUCAAAUUUUGUAAAAUGUUGAAGUACACUUUAUUUCACAUAUGUAUAAUAAAAAUGUGAAAUUGUGAUAGUAUUAUGUAAUAUUGUGUAUAAUAUCUACAGUAUAUUGACUCUCAUUUUCUUUUUUACUAAUUGUUGUUAAGAGGUUUUGUGAAGUCUUAUUGUUUAUAAUUUGACAUUGUUAACCCUUUGACUGUUUCAGGCCCCUCUCUGAAACUGUCAUUCUAUGUCGCUCAAUUUUUGAAAAAAAAAAAAUUAUUUUUUCUUAUGAAAUGAUAGAGAAUCUUUUCCCGAUGGUAAUGACACCAAAAGUUCGAAAUUUGGUCGAAAACUCGUGGAAUUAUGCUCCCGCGAAGUUAGCGGUCUCGGCGACAUAUGCGUAUCGGCGAUUUCGCCGACUUUGAGCCCAAUUUUCAGCCAAUUCCAUUGUUCCAGUUGACCAAACUCAUAGCUAUUUCUUUAGAACUCCAUUUUAUCUAUCAGCUGAGUACAAGAAACCUCCCAUUUACUAAUUUGGACUACCCAUUAUGGUGGUCAGAAAUUGGCAAUUUGGCCAAUUUCACGCAAAAUAAAAAAGAUGCCAAUUUCAAAAUAGGGUCCAGAAUAAACAAGGUAGACAUUCGUGGCACUAAAAUAACAUAUGCUCUGUUCAUUAGUCACAUCUCUAGGCCCCUCUUAUAUUAUUAUUGCUUUCUAUUUUGAUUUUUUAUUCAUACAAAAUACAAAAUUUACUGUUAUGCAGACGACUGCAUUAUUGUAAAAAUGGUAUAAAUAAUAUCAGUGCACUAGUGAAAGAAUAUUAGACUCCCCAGUUGACGUGUAUUGGACGUGUGGUGUGAUUUAUGUACUCUUGAACAUUGGUAAAAAUCGAACAUUUCCGCUACUUUGAGCUCAGUUUCAAGGUCGUUUUCAUCGUAAAAGUAAUGAAAAUCAUCUCUAUUUCUGUAAUAUGUUUUCCAUUUUAUCACCUAAGACCAAGAAAACGCGAAUACAACGAUAAAUACUAUACGAAAAUACACCUCAAAGUCGGCGUUUUAUUCCAAAAAAACGAUCAGUUUUUUUUUUCUCAUUACGCAAUGUGUGCUGCAGGAUUUUUUUUAUGUGGUGCACACUGAUCACACAGACCCAUGCUCUCACAUGUGGGCCUACCAGCUUUCUCCCACUUGAUUUGAAGCCGCUAGAAUUAUUGAGUAUAUAUACGUCAGAAACAUUGGCUCGUAAGACGUAUUUAUACGUCGAAAACAGUCAAAGGGUUAAAUUAGACACAUUAGAGCCAUUCAUCUACUAUAAUUUGACAUUGUUGAAGUUUGAGAAAACUAUUAUUUUCAAGUUUAUAAGAAAUACUACGGGCCUAAGCUUUUGUAGAAUAAAAGUCUUAGUGUUAUGUGCUGUCAUUACUUUUGUUAACAGAAGAUAUUUUUUAUAAUGUACCAUUAUUUAAAUGGCCCAUUAUAAUUUUUGAAUGAUUAAAGCUUUAUAAAAUGACAGAUAUUAUUUUUCUUGAGUGGGCAAGUCUUCCAUGUCAUAAUCAGGCUAACAUGCAAAAUUGUAAUGACACCUUUGUAAACUACUCGCAGAAUAGAUAAGGUUUGAACUAUUGGGGAGCCAGUCCUAAAACUAACAGGCUUGUGCUCAAGCCAUUAUACCACGCCAGCCUAAUAAUAUUUGUUCAGCCAGGUAUGUCUCUAAAUCCUAGGAAGGUUAGCUAGCUAACCUUCCUUGGAUGUAGAAAUUUACUUACCUUGAUGAAUUUUAUUAGGUUGGCACAGUACAGUGGUUAUAGAACUGACCUGCCAUUUUUAGGACUGGAUCCCCAUGAGUUUGAACCUUAUCUCUUCUGUCAUAAUCAGGAUAUCACUUAUAAUUACAACAAUGGCUGUGCUAGCAACUGAUAUUGUAAACAGAUCUGUUAGUCUUAACACUGUAUCGCAUUAUUUUAACACUAACUCUGAUUACUGUUUUAACAUCACAAGAUGGCUAGGGUCAAUAUGAUUACUUUUAGUAAUGUAAGUGUUGUAUGAGCUAUACAGGUUUGGCACAUUUUUUACAAUAAUUUAAUAACCUAAAGUUAAAUAUGACUUACCACACUGGAAAAAUUCAUCUGCAGUGGAUAUAAAAAAUGUAUUAAGGGAUCGUUUUGACUUGGGUAAAGAAGGUAAAAUUUAUUGAAGCAGUGUUCAACUAGUGUGUCAUUCAUGAGGCCUUGAUUUUGUCCACAUAAGACACUUUCUCCAUUUUUUGUAUUUUGUACAAUGUGUAUGUAAAUAUAAUUUUAUAUAUGUUUGCAAAUAAUUCAUGUAGGUAACAUUCCUUUUAGUUAAACCACUUCAACAUUUAGCAUUAUUUAGCAUUUUUUGCAUUGUUUAAUUUACUGGCUAAACUCACCAUGUACACAUUCUUUUUCUUUAUGGCCUUGUCUUGCAAGAGAUUAUUAGCCCUUUCAUUUUUAAAUAUAUUAAUAAUAUGGUCUUGUACAUAAUUUUAGGCAAAUAAUACUGGUGAGAAAGAUAAUAUGCAUUGAGCACUAUCAUUGUUAUUAUUAAAUAAAUAACAAAAAGGCACAA